Molecule: messenger RNA, 1452 nt
Organism: Suillus paluster
Lineage: Eukaryota; Fungi; Basidiomycota; Agaricomycetes; Boletales; Suillaceae
Exons: 7
Coding region: 1-1452 (483 amino acids)
Source: RefSeq, a predicted model, not a curated record
AUGUCUGGUAAGUUCAUGAUCUGGUUGAAAUUCGUGCACUUCAACAGACAUCACUCACGCAGUUUCAUUACCUACCUUACCAGUAACUACUGUAACUUCCAGCAAUACCCCCUUGGUGACGACGACUACGUCAACUUCGCCUACAACUACCAGCACUAUACCUCCUCCUCUUCCUCAACCUCGUCCCAGACACAAACAACCACUUCGACCUCGUCAAGCACUACAUCCUCCCUGUCCAGUAGCUCCACCCCGAUCACUACUAGCACAAGUUCAACAACCUCGACAUCAGCCACUCCUACUCUCUCACCCGUCACAACAACAGACAGCGGUGGUAGCGUAAUUACCAGCUACAGCUAUGUAACACCCACUGUGACCACCACUUCAUCUAAUAAUACCGCCACUUCCUCCAACUCGUUUUUCUCGAACACUGGGGCUGUAGCUGGGACGUUCGCGGAAGCAGCCGCAGAAGCUGCUGCCACUUCACAUUCGCCGUUCGAUGAUUACACGUACUCUAACAAUGGCGGUGCAGGUGGUGGUGGCGGCGGCGGCGGCGGAUAUCCUUACUCCGAUACCACUCAUGGCACGUUUGUUCAGGCUCCGAUGGGUCUUCCCAUUGACACCUAUGGGAUGAGUGAAAUGUCGCAGUAUGAUCCAUACGCUGCCGGAGCAGUUUCUCUCGCUACAGCUGGCAACGUGGGAAGGGCUCGGAGCCGACAAGACAGUGAAACCCAGCGUGCUCCAGGCAUCGCUGGUGUUGGCGCAGGCAACCUCGCUCGCGAGCCGAGCCGCAGGAACCCAUACAACGCUUUCGCAGGUCCUGGUCCACAGCCACAUGAAACAAUGGAUCGCAACGCCAGCAUGAGAUUCAGACCCCGUGGGACAGACAUACUCGAAGCUGCCGGUCUGGCUGGGACUGGGGCUGCGGCUAUGGCCGGUGCGAAUAAUGGAGCAUUUAUUAACCGCAGGCCUUCGGAAUAUACCCAACAGACGCAUGGGAGUAUGCGUUCGCAGGGGCACCCGUCGAACGAGAACUACCCCAUGGCCCUCCAGCCUGCAUAUCACUCGCCUCCGCGCAAUGAUUCCCAGUUCGCGGAUGCCUACACUGGCUUCGUUAGUAAUCCCCCUCCGCAGAGCCCUGGUCUUCCCUUUCCCAAUCCUCAUGAAGCACCCCCUGCUCAGUCUCACAAUCCUUUAGAAGGAGAGGAUUUCCACGAUGAUGCUCCCCGGCGUUUGAGUUACGACGACGAUAACGAUUACGGUCAACACAACCGUGUACUCAGAGUUGCAAACGAGUACUACACUGGAUUGGCGUCUUUGUUCUUAUUUCUCAAGGCACAUGUCGGGCAAGGUACCGCCAACUGUCGAUCAGGCCGCGAACAGAGGAUCUUUCGCCCAGAGUUACUUACGGAGUUACACCGACGCAAAUAUGUCAACACGGGGGUAUUUCUCUAG